Molecule: messenger RNA, 3201 nt
Organism: Limulus polyphemus (Atlantic horseshoe crab)
Lineage: Eukaryota; Metazoa; Arthropoda; Merostomata; Xiphosura; Limulidae
Product: protein spire-like
Exons: 6
Coding region: 36-1454 (472 amino acids)
Biological process (GO): actin nucleation; polar body extrusion after meiotic divisions; Golgi vesicle transport
Cellular component (GO): cytoplasmic vesicle membrane; cell cortex
Molecular function (GO): actin binding
Source: RefSeq, a predicted model, not a curated record
UUCUCUAUCUCAUAGUCGAACAAUUCAGAAAAGAAAUGUGUGACACCAGCUCAAAUGUAAGGGGCAGAAGAAUUUCUGGAAGACCAAGAAGUUGGUUUGGAUUCAGUAACAUGGUGGACAGAGGUGAUGAUGAAGAUUAUGCCUUGCCAGCAACACCUACCACAGAAACAUUCCAGUUUGUUCCAAGACAAUAUAACUCACACUCACCAAGUAAACGUUGGAGAUCAAGUUUGGAAUUAUCAUCACUGGAAAAAGAAAGUUACAGCUGCAGUUGCUCACCACCAAGGAAGCAUGCUUUAUUAACCCUUGGAGAGGUAAUUCACAUUCGAAAAGUACUGACCAAGAUAGACCUGGAUUGCUUAUUAGUGAACCAACCCUUGUAUAAGGAAGUAGCAGAAGGCAAGAUAUGCUUUAUGUGCAGAAGAACAAAAUUUUCCAUUUUGCGCUUACGAAAAGCAAAGUGUAGACUAUGUCAACGAGUAGUGUGUCGUAAGUGCUGCUGUAAGUUGCAGUUUCCAGAAGGAGAUUUGGCCAAAAUGCAAAUUUGCAAACUCUGGCUUAAUUUUACACCUCUCAGCAAUCAAAGAUCAAGGUGGGCAUCAUCUGAGUCACUGUCACAUGACAUGCCAAACUGGGAAUCUUCUCAAAUGAAACUGACUACGUGUUUUGAAACUAAUAAACAGAGUGCAAUAUUGCCUGCAAACUCUCCUUCCAUUUGUGCUCAUAUAACAGGUGAUGUAUCAUCAGAAACAUCCAUUUUAGGAAGUAAUCUUCAACCAAUAUCUCAGCAAGCUGCUAAUUCCACUUCAUCCCUUUCAUUAGAAUCUUCCUUUCUUAAUACAGUAACCAUAUCUAAAAGAUCUAAAUCUGCUUUGACAUUAACAGACGAAGCGAUUUUCCAAGGGUCAUUUAUGGAAACAUCUCAGAAAGUAGCUGUGCCAGAGUUUGCAACAGUAACAAACAGUGAAAAGGAAACAGUUUCCCCAAGUUUUAUCAUGACAGAAGUACAUAGAACUUCUGGAUCAACUAAUACCUUAGAAAAAAUUUGUGAAACACCAAUAAAAAAUAAACAUUUUUCUGAAGAGUUAAUCACAACAGCAGUAACAUCAGAAAAUUUAUGUGAUGUUGCAAUAGCAGAUAUGUCUUCAAGAAACCCAAAUGAUUUUGUUAUGGCAAACUCUAGUGAAACACAUCCAAGGAAAGCUACUCCUGUAAUUCUUCGUGAAAAGCUACCAGGUAACAUCUCAAAUGACAAGAAUAGUUGCAACUCAAAAAAAGUAAAAUUCAGACGAUCUUGGACAUUUGGAUCUAAAGCACUGAUGGAUGAUUACAGAACUCGAUAUGAAGUUGUUUGUGAUGCCUGCAAAACAUUUUGUGCUGUCAUGUUAGCUGGAGAAAGUCGUGCUGCUGUUUGUCAGAAGAAUGUAGAAGACUUUAAACCAAAGUAUUCAUAGUACAAUAAUUGUGUGAACUAGAAGAAAUGUUUAAAUAAGAUUUUAAAAAAUGGGGUGUCAAAGUAACUAUUAGCUAAAAUACCAAGAUUAGUAAGUCUACUAGUUUUAGGACUACAGUCACUGUUGGUACAAUUGUAUACCUUUUUUUUUCUAAAGUCAAAGAUCUUUGUGUCUUAUAUGUGUUAUUCUUGUAGACAAUGCACACCAUAAUAUUUAGACAUAUUUGUAAAUUUUAUAUUUCAUGUAUAGUCCAAUUGCAUUGUUGGUCUAGAUGUCUGUAGAUGUUUGAAAAAUUACUAGCACUACAUAAGCUUUAGAUAAUCCUUCAUUCUUUGCUCUAAAUGAGAUGUGGUUGAUCCCACAUCAAGAACAAACAUAUUGAUAAACAACAUUAGAGCAUUGAAGUUUAUUGAUUCUGUCCUUUACCUUGAAAAGUUUUGUAUUCUCAAUGCUCCCUCUUUAGUGAUUCAGUGUUAAGUCUCAAGGCAUAUAACACUAAAAACUGGGUUUCUAAACCCAUGGUGAGCACAGCACAGAUAGCCCAUUGAAUAGCUUUGCACUUAACAACAAACAAACAAAUCUAUUUUCAACAUUAAUUUUAAAGUUGCAUGUACUGAAUUUUGUAGAUAGUUUGAUAUCAAGAUAUUUUCCAUUUUAUUCCUUGAAACAUUACUGUCUUUACCCAGGAGGCUGACAUAGAAUGACUGUUUUGGAACAUGAUACCAUAUUUUACAAUGUGGAUAAGAUUAUGUGGGAUCAACUAUGUUGCUUACAGCAACAUAUAAAAGAGUACCUGAAGCCUACUGCUGGUAAUUCUUCAAAUAUCUACAAACAUCUAGACCAAGAAUAUGAUGGGACUACAGAUGUAAGAAACUUUGAAAUAAUAUAUAUAGUUCCAACAAUGAACAAAAUGUAAGGUUCAAAGAAACUUUUGCCUUCAAGAAACACAAACCAAAGUUGUGUUCUAAUUCAUCAGCAGUUGAAAUACUUCAAAAAAUAUAAUAUCUCUAAUUAUGUACACUAUUCUUAAGCAAGUAUUAUAGAAUUAUGUAUAAAAAUAUCAUUUUUAUUAUCCCUAUACUAAUAAAAGAUAUGAAUAUACAAAUAUUACAUGAUUUUUUAGUGUAUGAACAAAAUCUGUAGAUCAUAUGAAAGUUUUUAUUUAUUUGUAGAAUGGAAACAUUCAAAAAUUAAAAGAAAAACCUCAUCUAUCCAUUUUAUACCAGUUUAGACAUUUUUCAAAUUGUCAUUGUUCCUUUUUUUUGUUAUUCUCUGAACUUGCAGUUUGUUAUGGUGAAAACAUUUUGCUAGUUUCUUUGUAUUUUAAAAUUAGUAUGAUCUCAUAAUGCUUUUGCUCUUUAAAAUCUGCAAGCCUUUCUUGUUAAUACCAUUUUCAAGUAUAUUUCAUUAACUGGCUUGAAUUUCUCUGAUAUCUGAAAUACAGGCAGUCUUCAAACAUUUUAUUGUCCAUUCAUAUCAAGCAUCAUCAGAAUUACUUUCCUAAUAAAUAUGUACGUGAUAUUACAAGUAGUAUUAAAACAUGACUCUGAUUUACAGUUCUAUAACUUUUUUGGUUCUAAAGCCAAAAAUCUCUUUGUCUGAUAUACUAUUUCUGUAGAUGGGAGAUUCACACCAUAAUAUUUAAGCAUGUUUUUAAAUUUAACAUUUGACCAGUAUAGCACCAUAAUAUCUCUGAUUACCCACACCAUUCUUAAUGAAAGAACAAUAAAAUUGUUGCCUUUCGAAA